This is a messenger RNA of Coregonus clupeaformis (lake whitefish), 5577 nucleotides long. Its product is annotated as cell division cycle and apoptosis regulator protein 1. The record is from RefSeq and is a predicted model, not a curated record. Bases 93 to 3827 code for a protein of 1244 amino acids. Gene Ontology annotation, biological process: regulation of DNA-templated transcription. Gene Ontology annotation, cellular component: nucleus. The transcript has 24 exons. NCBI's taxonomy places the organism in Eukaryota, Metazoa, Chordata, Actinopteri, Salmoniformes, Salmonidae.
UUUUGGAUCUAUCUCCGCCAGUGAACAGAGCAGGACAGAGAAUAUAAACUUAAAUUGGUUCCGUCAAUACACCUAAACUCGAGCAUUGACUCAUGGCCCAGUUUGGGGGUCAGAAGAACCCUCCGUGGGCGGCCCAGUUUGCUGCCACAGUGGUGUCCCAGCCCAGCCACUCAGGACAGUCCCUGGACCUCAACAGCCUACACUCUCUAGGUGUGCAGCAGCCAUCUCUCUUGGGUGCGUCUCCCUCUAUGUACUCCCAGCAGUCAGCCAUGGCUGCAGCCUCCCUCAACUCCCAGUCGGCUGCCGCUAACUACCAGUUGUCCCAGCAGACUUCAGCCCUGCAGCAGCAAGCUGCAGCCGCCGCAGCUGCAGCACUGCAACAGUCUCAAAUCAACUCGGCCCUGCAGCAGUAUCAGCAGCAACAGCAACAACCUCCUCCACAGCAGCAGCCGCCUCCUCAGCAGCUCUACAAUGUAACCCAUCAGCUCCCCCAGCCCCAGCAAGCGCUGAUUUCACAGCCCCCCGUGGCUCUCCCCACCAGCCUCUCUCUGUCCAACCCCCAGCAGACAGCCCAGAUCACCGUGUCCUAUCCCACGCCUCGCUCCAGCCACCAGCAGCAGAGCCAGCAGCAGAGCCAGCAGCAGAGCCAGCCCCAGAAGCAGCGCGUCUUCACUGGCGUGGUCAACAAGCUUCACGACACCUUUGGCUUUGUGGACGAGGACGUCUUCUUCCAGCUCAGUGCAGUGAAAGGGAAGACCCCCCAGGUGGGCGACAGGGUCCUAGUGGAGGCCGUGUAUAACCCCAACAUGCCCUUCAAAUGGAACGCCCAGCGCAUUCAGACCUUACCUCAGCUGGCCAACCAAUCGCAUCAGCAGCAGCCCCAGUCCUUACCUCCAGUUCCCCCACAGCUGAGCAGCUUCUAUGCUGACCCGGGGAUGCAGCAGCGCUACUCAGAUAUGCACCCCGUCGGCAUGGACAGCAGACAAAAUAGCCAGCCUCCAGGCACCAACAUGAUGAAGCCGGGCCCCAACAUGCUCCAAUCUCUGCCUCCCCCCAACACUUUCAGUGUACAGGCCCAGGGCCCCCCUCCUCCCCUGCUCCAGGCCCAGCUCUCUGCAGCCUCCCUGGCCCCGCUCCUCAAGAACCCCCCUCCGCCUCUGCUGUCACAGCCACCACCCAAAGAUGUGUUCUCAGGUGGUCUGCUUCAGCCCCCAAGGAGGAUGAUGCCUCAGCCCGUCAGGCGUCUGGACCCCUCCCCCCGCUUUCCCAACCGCAACGACCGCCCUGAACUCAUCCUCAGGACCAAGGAUGAACGCAGUCGUGAAAGAGACCGUGAGCGCAGGAGGUCCAGAGAGCGCUCUGUCACACGUAAACGCUCCAGGGACCGUUCUCCGAGACGUGACCGCUCCCCCCGCCGCCCUCGCAAGGUGGUGCCUCGCUAUACCGUGCAGUUCUCCAAGUUCAGCCUGGACGGUUCUAACUGUGACAUGAUGGAGCUGAGGAGACGCUACCAGAGCCUGUACAUCCCCAGUGACUUCUUUAAUGCUGUGUUCACCUGGGUGGAUGGCUUCCCCCUGCAACGACCCUUCCAGUUCGGCAACUACUGUAACUUCCACAUCAUGCACAAGGAGGUAGACUCUCUGGUCAAGAACACUGCGGUGCUGGACCCUCCAGAUGCCAACCACACAUACAGUGCUAAGGUGAUGUUGCUGGCCAACCCCAGUCUAGAGGAGCUCUACCAUAAGUCCUGUGCUCUGGCUGAGGACCCCCAAGAACUUAGAGACUCCUUCCAGCACCCCGCCCGCCUCAUCAAGUUCCUAGUGGGGAUGCGGGGUAAGGACGAGGCCAUGGCUAUUGGGGGUCACUGGUCCCCCUCCCUGGAUGGAGCGGAGCCUGAGAAGGACCCGGCUGUGCUCAUAAAGACAGCCAUACGCUGUUGUAAGGCCCUCACAGGCAUAGACCUGAGUCUCUGCACUCAGUGGUAUCGUUUUGCAGAGAUUCGCUAUCAUCGCCCUGAGGAGACUCACAAGGGGCGGACAGUGCCCGCACAUGUGGAGACAGUGGUUUUGUUUCUCCCGGAUGUUUGGCAUUGUCUUCCUACCCGCUCAGAGUGGGAGGGGCUGUCGCGGGGACUCCGGGAACAGCUGGCUGAGAAGCUGUCCGCCGAGAGGAAGGAGGCUGAUGGAGAACAGGAGGAAGAGGAGAAGGAUGAAGAAGAUUCGAAGGAGGUGACCACUCCGACACACUGGGCUAAGCUUGAUCCGAAAUCAAUGAAGGUGAAUGACCUUCGUAAGGAGUUAGAGUCCCGCUCCCUGAGCUCUAAGGGGUUAAAGUCCCAGCUGAUUGCCCGUCUCACCAAGCAGUUGAAGGUGGAGGAGCAGGUGGAGGAGUCCAAGGAGCCCGAGAUACCGGAGAGCCAGGCCCCGGAGGAGGAGGCGCCUCAACUCAUGGAGGAGGACAGAGAGGAGGAGGAGAGGAAGAAGCAGGAGGAGUUGGAGCGCCAGCGCAGAGAGAAGCGUUACGUCCUGCCAGACGAGCCCACCAUCAUCGUACACCCCAACUGGGCGGCCAAGAGCGGAAAGUUUGACUGCAGCGUCAUGUCUCUGAGCGUGCUGCUGGACUACAGACUGGAGGACAACAAGGAACACUCCUUCGAGGUGUCUCUGUUUGCAGAGCUGUUUAACGAGAUGCUACAGAGAGACUUUGGCUACAGGAUCUUCAAGGCCCUGGCCUCUGUGCCCUGCAAGGACGACAAGAAGGACAAGGCCAAGAGAGAGGCGGGGCAGAGAGAGGCGGGGCAGAAGGGGGAAGUGAAGAAAGACGAGGAGAAGAGUGGAGAGCCGGCUAUGAAGAAGGCAAAAGAAGAGGAACCGGAGAAGAAGAAGGAAGAGGAAGAGAAGGUGCUGAAAAAGGAGGAGUCUAUAGAGGAGAAGGAGGAAGAUGAGAGCAGCAACAAUAAUGCUGAGGAGUACGACCCUCUGGAGGCCGAAGACGACGACGAUGAAGAUGGUAAAGACGAUGAGGACAGGAGAGACGACAGGAAGUCCAAAGAGGGGUCCUCUAAAGACAAGGAGAAGAAGCAGAUGGUGACUUACAACAAGGACCUGCUCAUGGCCUUUGUCUACUUUGACCAGAGUCACUGUGGCUACCUGCUGGAGAAAGACCUGGAGGACAUCAUGUACACACUGGGGUUACAUCUGUCCAGAGCUCAGGUAAAGAAGUUGUUGAACAAGCCGGUGGUGAGAGAGUCGUGUUACUACCGUAAACUGACGGACGCAGCUAAAGACGAGGCUGCUCCUUCCUUCAGUGAAGCCCUGCUGGACAACCUGCUAGGUAACCGUGCAUUGCUGCCCAUGCUUGUGUCUCGUGGCCAGGCAGCGCCAGCGGAGGCUAGUGAGUCAGGAGGAGGCAGCAGACUGAUAGUGUAUAAUGGAGCCAUGGUGGACGUGGGCAGUAUGAUGCAGAAACUGGACAAGAGUGAGAAGGCCAGGGAGGAGAUAGAGCAGAAACUCAUGGUGCAGGACUCCAAGAUGGUGGAGGACACCAAGCAGAUCUUCCAGCUGGUAUCUGCUAACAGAGUCCUGUCUAAAGAUCUGGAGGUGGUGAAGGGAACCCUGGGCCAGACAGAGAACAACCUCAGGACCACAGAGGAACAGAACACGGUCUACCACUACCAGCUUAGCAAGACACUCAACAACCUGGGCAAUGCCAUGAAGGAACUUCAGGGAGUCCUCAAGAAGGAGGUUCCCACAGAAGCCGCCCCUGACCAAAUAUCCCUAACAACGAAUGGCUCGGACGAAUUAAUGAAGGAGUUGGACAGUGAAUGAGUUGUCUAAUCGGACACGUUUCUUACCAGCCUUGUUAAUAUGCACUAAAAGCAAGCAUCAUUUGAUUGAGUUUCAUUUGGACCUAUGGUUGUUGUUUUUCCCCUCCAGGACCAUGUAUAGAUUCUCAUUGGAUUAAUCCUAAGUGGCACUCUAUUCCCUAUGUAUUGCACUGCUUUUGAUUGGAACCCAUAGGGCUCUAGUCAAAAGUAGUGCACUAUAUAGGGAAUAUAGUGCCAUUUGGGACGGGCAUUCACUUAAUUGAUUCUAAUGUUUUCAUGUAACCUCACUGUUUCCACCUGAAAAUAAGAAAUUCAUUUCAUUGGUUUGAUAUCCAUUAGUUUGAUUAUCUCUCCGUUUAUUAUGACACAUUCUAAAACUAUUAAUGACUGAAUAGAAGUUUGAUAUUUAAAAAAGUAUUUUUGUUAGAAAUUGUGUGCAUGGCAUUGUGAAGUGCUUCUUUGUUUACGGCAUUGGUUUUAGAUUUCUGUAGCUGCCUCAAUUGAUGAUGAUUUAAAUGUUUUGUUUUAUUCUGUAUUGGUUUGCCUAUUCAUUGCCUUGCCCAAAUAGUACCACGACGUUGAUUCCAGUAUGUGUGAUAUGUACAGGGUUCUCCCCAGGAUUUUUUAACACGGUGGUGCUGCUGAGUACAGCGGUGGGCCUUAAAUGAUAACAAAUAAAGAUAACAAUUUACAUAGUGGUGCAACCAGUCCACAAGGUGGCACAGCACCCCUCUUACAUGCUUAGGGGAGAACCCUGAUUGUACUUAAUCAGAUCAUUCUAAUGCGCAAUAAUGGUGUUAUUUAUGUUCAAGUGGAUUCAUAAAAAAUUAUAUAUAAAAAAAAAAGAACAAUUAUAUUUGAAGGGGAGGGAUCAGGGAUUAGGACCUCAAAGAAGCUAUGUUUUUGAUGAGUCAACAGAAUUGCUUUAUCACGUUCCUCUUCUCUCUUAACUCUGUUCUACUGAGAGCUGAUCAUACACUGCAUUAGUCAUUUUGUAUUUCCUACUAUUACUCUUUCAAACUGACUGGCUGCCACUGUUCUGACUGAGACAUGGGUCGUAUUCAUUAGGGAACAACGUAACGAAGUGUUUUACAAUGGAAAACAAGAAUGAGUUUCUUAUUGUACAUGUUCAGGUAGUACCUCCCCGUUUCGGCCCGGUUGCUUCCGUUUGGUGGCCAAUAAAUACGACCGUAGGUUUGCAUGCAGCUCCUUAUGUGAAACCUCAGUCUCUGAGGCCUAUUCCAGUAACAAGCUUGUUUUAUCCCAGGAGUUGUGAGACCAUGAUAGUCAGUCAGUCUGGUGGUCUAUGUUAUGUCUAUCCAUGUUGGGAUUGUUUAGCGUUGAGUUUUUGUUUAUUGUAAAGGGAAGUAAUUACAUGGCCAAACCAUGAAAUGGAAUGUCUCCACUAACACCAAAGGAACUGGAGCCUCAGGUCUGGUCCUGCAUUUUGACCACAGAUAUAAUGGUUCUGAUUCUAGACUAAAACCACAUGAGAAUACUACUGGAGUUCUGUUGUAGAAUUCUGGAUGUUCUAGAAGUGCUGUUUUUUCUGUUCUUGGGUUGUUGUAGAACUAUGAGGAGCUAUUCUGUCCCUCUUCUCAGAUGAAGGCUGUGCACCAGGGGUGAUGAGUUCUUAGAUGAGAGCCAAACUUGAGAAAUGAGCCCAAAGCAGCCUAGUGCAUUUUAUUUUUCUAUUGAAAAUUGACUCUGUGGUUGUCCUGUGCAGAAUUAAAGUGGUCCAUUUUAUUGUC